AUGGUCGAUAGUGGUGUCCCCCAGGGUUCAGUUCUGGGACCCAUUUUGUUCCUUAUCUACGUGGACGAUGCCGCAAGAGAUUUAGACUGUGAAGUAGCAAUGUUUGCGGAUGACAUUAAGAUAUGGAGUGUAAUUCGCGGUCCUGCCGAUGAAGACAGACUGCAGAUGAACCUGAAUCGGUUGGAGGAGUGGUCAAACAAAUGGCUCCUGCGGUUCAACGUUGCCAAAUGUAGCAUACUUCGCCUAGGCAACACAGCCAGAUCCGCCAGCACAAGAGGCUACUUUCUGGGCGGUGCAGCCCUACAAGAGGUCGAAGCCCAAAAGGACCUCGGUGUGCUUACGACGAGUUCCCUAAAUCCAUCCGCCCACUGUUCGAGGGUGGCAGAAAGCGCAAUGUCCGUACUGUACGCCAUCAAGCGUGCGUUUAUGGACUUUGACGAAGAAGCUUUCUCUAAGACACUCGGAACAUUCGUCCGGCCGCAUUUAGAGUACGGCAUACAAGCUUGGAGGCCGUGGGCUGUUGUGGAUCAAAACUGCCUCGAAAGAGUCCAGAGGAGAGCCACGAAGAUGGUUAGGGUUCAAAGCUCCCUUCCUUAUGCAACCCGCCUAGUAAAUCUGAACCUCUUUCCUUUGAGUUACAGGCAACUUCGCGGAGAUCUUUUGCAAGCCUUCCGCAUUGUAAAGGGGUUGGAUUGCAGUCUGGCCUUCGAGGACUUUUUUGAAUUUGCUACCACGACCAACCUCCGAGGUCACCCGUUAAAACUGCGCACUCAGCAGGCACGGCUGGAUGUGCGGAAGUUCUCCUUCUCGGUUCGGGUGGUCAAACCAUGGAAUGAGCUUCCCGCAGAUGUUGUGAUGUCACCAUCUGUACAAAGUUUUAAGAAGAAUCUGGACAUAUUUAUGUUCCGAAAUGGCCAAGAGCGAUGAGAAGUCGAGCUCACCCCCUGUAACUCCUUCUCAUUUUGUCCCACCAUUAUGGGCGUGUUCUAACUAUUUCAGCCCAGAACAUCUAUCUGUACACCACACAUUUUUUACGUUGCAAAUAGGGUACUCAAAGGCUUACGCCUAUUUCCCUCAAUAAACUGAAAUGAACUGAACUGAAUGGCGCUAUGAUCCAUUUGAGUUUAUUAUUUUGGAAGUUUAUUUGUGUGGGUAAUUCUGUCCUAGGUUGUCGGCACCAUUCCUUUAAGGAUAUUAAGUUAAUGAGGCACCUUACCACGUGAACCCCUGAAAACUCCCUUUUUAAAUCGUCUUCUUCAUAGUACGACUAUGAACAUUCCAUAUUUGCCUGCCAAACGUGACAUAGGGCUGAGUUUAGGAUUCUAUUCUUAGUUCACUUGACAGUCAAGAAAGGUAAAUAUUCUGACAGCUGAAUAAUAUAAUGGGCUCCCGUUGCUUUAAUAACGCCCGACUAAACCAUGCUGUUUAAGGUCGUUGUAGCGAUUAGAAGUUUUGGCGGGUCCUUCGUGCCUGCUUGGACUUCGCCUUUUCGGCUCAGCACCUCUUGACCCUUUCUUUGGGUUUUAAUCUUAGUAUUGCAGGGUAUUCAUCAGAAAAUAAUAAAAAUCUCUGAGGAAAAUCCCCAAUACGAUAUCACAUAAAUGGGAGUAGCCUGCGGAAUUUAAGUAUAUGCAUAUGCGGCUCCCACUCGUAGUCGAUUGGGAGCUUCCACCUUUUCCAAAUAAAAAUGAUGUAUUUUGUUGAUAUGGAUGUCAAGACUGCGGUUAUUCGAGUACAUCAGUACCCAAACUUGACGCAAACCUCCGACUGCAUCAGAUGGCAAUAGUGCUGACCGGUUUCCUUGGCUUUUGUUGUUUGGGGGGCAGGAGAGGUCAGGUGGUAGGCUGGAAGCAAUGCAAUAAACAAGAAGACGCGAACACAGACUUGAAUCCGUAAACGAGGCCGACUUACUCUCGCUCCUCCCGAUCGUUGCGAAUGGUUGUUGUCGCUGAGUUGCCCAUGGUACAUCAUCGUGUCCAUAGAGUAGGGUUUUAACUUAUUAGUUGGAUUCUUAUCACACCCGUUUCUUCCUGAAAGUCCAAGCUCAGGAGAACAAAGCAUGUUUACCUCGUAGGUACUCACUUUUUAGCCUGUAUGGGAGCACACACAAUUGGUCAGUUGUCCUGUUGUGGCUAUAAGGGAGUAGAACGUAGUACGGUACUACGGGUGCAACUGAAGUUAUACUUCUUGAGAGAACGCAGAGCUCCCCGUAUGCGAGGACUUUAUGUUUUGAUUUCCUUCUUAAACUCUAUAUACUGUAUACAGUAACAAUUAAUACACGUCUGGUCCGAAAUUCGAUGCACCGUAUGUGAAAAUGUCAUUGAUACCCACAAAUAAACGAAAACGUACACCACCAGACUUACACGUCGCCAGACAUUCCUAAUACGCAUAAGCUGGCCUGCGUUCAUAUACCACUUAGUAAUAAAUAUUGGAAUUCUUACCGUUUUAAACAUAGCAUGUGGCUUUUUUUGGGAAACUAUCAAAAAGACUGCUAGAUGACCCUCUAUCUGCUGGUCGAAAGUUGUGCAUGCUGUAUUCGAAGAUUAAGGCGUCUCUCAAUAUGUUUUCACUGGUCUUCAGUUCGGUCCCUUGCACUGAGCUUAUAAGCCACCACAACUAACCUUUUAGGCAAUUCAGGGACUUUCUAAAAGGAAAAGAAAAUGAGUCCCGAUGGAAGUAACCUUGCGAAAACAAAGCCUUUUAGUGGCAUUGCUUUCCUAUAUCACCCUUAAAUCCUAGGUGGUAACUGCAUAUGGGAAAAAGCAGCUAACUCCGGCACCUUUCACUUUUUUAGUUCCUAUGGGUUUCUUGGUCAUUGUAUGAGUUCGAGAGGCGGACAGCUAUCGUAAGACAAGUGCUUCGUACUACUGGCAGGGGCUGUCAAUAGUUCAUGGGAUAUUUCCAUUCAGACAGUACAUCUGUGUUGCUUAUAAGUAAUCUAACUAGCGAACGCACACACAGAUUUUUGAAAAGUACUUGGUAUUAUAUAGUUAUCCGAUUAUAAAUGAGUUCUUAACCUGUUCAAAAAUCACUCGUGUCGACGACGCCCCCAGGCGUGGAAGUACAUACUUCUGUGAAAUUAUUCAGGAACUACUAUUUUUAUCCCUCCAAUGUUUUGGGGCGUUUAAAAAAGCGUUUUAAGGACUCGGACUCCUUGAUGUACAAGGUGUUCUGACGAUGUUCUUGGCUCGUGUUUGGCUAACAUGGACAAACCUAGUAUAAGGUAGUCCAUAAGUUCAGUCAUUUUUUCCAUUGUUUUUAUCCCUAAUAAGCACAUAUUGGGGGUCUGAAUUUCAUCGCUUGCUUAAAACUUCCUGGAUAAUGCUGUCCGGGGUCAGUUUCGCUUGCAUUGUGUUAAAUAGGAUCGGCAAAAGUUUAAGAUCAUAACGCGAUAGCGUUUAGUGCCCUUCACUAACUUUAGUGGACGUUUCGACCGUCGAAAGUGACGAUUAAGGUGCGACGGGGAUCUGCCCAACCACAACCCACCUUACUGCCACUCAUCGUGAUGAAAAAUCUCGGAGUGCGUACAGAUAGACGUGGGUUCAGUUGCCGACUAAGCCUAACAGGUUGCCCACACAUGUCACGUGUGUUAGUCCGUAACUUCAUAUAAACGGUCAUCUCCGGUAUCCCAUCGGAGAGAGUUUCCGUAAAGACCACACCAGGAACGACCAUUGGAUCCUUGGUUUUGUUACGAGGAAGACAUAGUUGUUUCUCAGAUUGACAGCCUUCUUAGCCACAGUUUUAACACGCCCUGACAGCAUGAAAGAACUCUUGACUGUUUCUAACGAGAAGAUUGGCCACUGGAUCCCAGCGGGACGGGCCCUUCCCUUGGAGUCAAGCCCACUUUGAAUGAGAUUGGAUGAAUAGGCUGACCCCAUGUCGUCAUCUAUCAUGUGAUGCACGCGGCGUUUGGCCCCAGAAAACCGCCUUAAGCAAUUGUUACCGUCCAAUCCUUCUUCCGUUAUCUGGCAAUCUGUCAUUUAUCGUUAAAACGUUCUGUUCCCACAGGCGUCACUGGUUAAAACUUCCAUAUACUGUUACGCUUAAACGCCUACUUUAACAGGCCUUCAGUUAUACUACUCGCUCGCCAAUAGACUUUAGUUUUAGUUGGAAGAAAAUGCCUCUCCCAGUUUUAAUAUCUUUCUCGGUUUUUCACAUUUCGUUUACUGAAGAAUCUUUUACCAGUAGUAUCCACAGCCCGCACGGAAGUAAUAAAAAGUUAUCGAGCCCAGGCUUCUCUUGCCAAACGCUUGGUUCAGAGUCACUUAGGCUAGGUGUUUUGCUAUGUCCUUAUGCGAUUUCGCCUUGCGAAGAUUCAAGUAUGGACUAAGUAAAUGUUAUUUCUGAAUGAGUUAGGGAUUUUCGGACACGGUUUUAAGUCCGAAAGCAUUGUUAGCCAACAAUCUGAGGAUAUUGUUUCUUUGCUUCAUCAUCAGUGAAUACUCACUCCUUCUGGGUGACGCGAGUUUUGCUUAAGCCAGUCCACCCUUCCCAUGACAGCCACAUUUAUUUGGUUAUUUUUAUGCUUAGGCGUCCGGGAACACAGAUGAAGGAGUCAAAUCCAAGGAAAGUACUGGCUGGAGCGGGGAAAUUGUGCACGCCUACAACCUCUUAACCCGUCUCUUUUGCCUUCAGUUUGUCUUCCUCGUCAUCUCAUUCCUCGUUUUUCUCUUUGCCUGUCAUCUAUUUAUCCCAAACACACAUUUUGAGCACGAAGUGCGGCUGCGACACGAGUAGGAAUUGUCCUUACUUCUUACAUGUCACUAGGCGACCACUGAAACAUCGCCAACUGUUUGCCAAAGCUGACCUGGACUUGAGUCUUAAAGGCGCAUCGGUGAGUCUUCGACUGCUUUCAUUACAUCACUGGGUUCUUCUUGUGAUUGACCAUGUGCUCCUAUGUCACAUGCUAAACUAGUCUACGUGUUACGGACAAAUCCUAUCGUUAGCUCAAACCUAAGUUGUGCUAAAUUAUCCUCACAUAAGUCCACUCAUCUCCCAUACUAAAUGCAGUUUUUACAGUUAUAAUUGUAAAUUGGAGUAUUCUAGAGCUUACCGAUUGAAACUGUUCGUGCUCCGGAUUAAGAUUCGUGGUUUUUGUGCCAACACAUCGUCUCUUUAGUUCCCAGUGAAUAUUCAUUGUGAGCACAGUUUAUUCCUUUGAGCGCACUGAGAUAACUUUUUUAUUGCUAUUUUCUGUUGUUCAUACAGGCCUUUACCGCAGGCCAAGCAUACAGAGUGGAUUUCCACCUUGUGGUUCCAGAAUCGCCUUCGAAUCGUGAUGCGGGUAGGUUGUGCAUCUGAGCCAGACUUUCCUUGUUUGUUGAGUAAUUGGUGUCUACACGUACGAUUGAACUCGACACUUUUCUGUAAAUUGUCUGUGUACUUCUGUUCAUGGCUCUACUUUCUUCACCUUUGGCCCAAUGUCACUUCCACAAGUCUAGCACCCAAAGUCUCGGUCGUCGAUUUUGCCCUGUUUUUUGUCUGUUUUUAUCCAAGAAGUUAUUGCCUUAUGGACAGCUGAGGACCCCAUAAUAAUUAUCUGACCGACUGCAAGUUUUUUAAGUUCAUAGAUCUCUAAGUCCACGCGGCGAACUCCUGCUUACCCGACCUUGGCUGAGGUUAGGUCUUAGGACGGAAGAUGCCUGGAAAUAGAGGACCCGUUAGGCACUAUACAUGUCCAUUCGUUUUCUGUAGUGUCCAGUCAUUUGUUCAAUUAGUUUUAGUUCCUUAACGCUGAUACUCUUACGUCCUCGAUAAGUACGAUGGUCGUCUUGUACCGUUGGUUGUCUCUUUGGUCACCUUUAUGAAGCCUUUAAAUGCGCCUCUUGUCAACCGUGUGUUGGCCGAAUGCUUAUGUGUUACACAAAAGCGACUUGAUUGAGAUUCAUAUGUACUCUCGAGUUUGUGUCAAACUCUUUUAGAACAGUGGUACAUCGACAGGUGAAUACAAUGAUCUACUUGAUAUUUAUAGCUGAAACGCAUUUGGAAUCCCCAAGGAACUUACCGCCAAUUUUUAUACUGAAAGUUUAUGGUAUAUCAGAAGAAUUCAGUCUGUGCUGGACCAUCAAGGGGAUUCCAAAGUGGCUUUUGCCGAUCAGAUUUAGCUGUAGGGCAGAAUUCGGACGUUCAUUCCUACCUUGGGACUUUAAUCGAAGCUCCAUGCAGACGGUCGUAUAAUCAGGAUCAGUGAAUUAUUGUGAAAAUUUACCGGGAAUGACAGGAGAGACCGCGAUGUCAGUGUCUUUGGUAUUUGCCCUGGUCCGCCAAGUGGAGAAGACCUGAGGUUUGAAUUCGGGCGCCUGCCAGAGUCGUUCUUUCCGUUCAAUGUUGCCAGUGUGUUCGUUGAAGUUUUCGGCCACUUAAACUACCGGGGCUACUAGGUAAUGUUAUGUGUGGAUAGGAUUCCACUAAAACACGUUCCUUCUCGUGUUGGGUCGUUGGUUUGUGCAAGUGUUCUUAUGUUUUCUGCUAGCCGCGCUUUCCAGGGUGAUGACAAACUAGGCUCUAAAGCUUUCCAAAUCCAACCGAAGAGACUAUGUCAACAGCCCUUUGUUUUCCACUUGCCGCGUCUUCAUCACCGUAGAUGUGGAGGUCAACAAUGGGCCUUUCCGCAUCUAAGUGGAGAACAUUAGUAGAGGCACUUGCACUUCAAUCUCGAAAUGGCGUUUUAAAGCUGUUGUAAAUCCUCGAAGUAAAGGCUUACUGGCUAAGCGUCCGUGCAUGUUGGGUCUGGCCGCGUUUUUUCGUUGCCAGUGAAGAUGGGUUGUCAUGACAUUUAGGAGCACGUCCUCCCACGCGGGGUUUCUUAGAGGGCGUCUGAUGACCAGUGAGGGGCUAAGCGAAAGACGAUGCCCUGGUAGACCAUCAUUUGUAAGCCCUGCGGAUUCCGUUGACCUCAGUACUUUGCGACAAAAGCGCGUAGAGACAGUUGUACCAAACGAGUUUCAAUGUUAAUCAAUUGGCUUAAUUAGCUGAGCCAGGCACUAUUAACUAUCUUUUCUGUUUAUCGUUAAGUAGUGGCUGGUUUAAGCGCACAUUACCACGUGCGAGUCGAAAAAAACAUGCACGUGAAUUACAGAGUCAACUUUAGAAGUGCGAAUUUAUCAGUGUCAUCAUUCACAAGUUUGACGCCCCCUAAUUAUUUCCACCGGCUUCUGUCCGCAAUGGCUUUUGACUAGUCAUUCCUUGUUACCAUGCGGUCGCCUGCGGCGACGUUAGGUCGGAAUUCCGAAAUGGAAAAGAAUCAUUUGUAUUCCAUCCCGUGGUUAGUGAACGCCAAUUUGAAUGUUCAUGAUCGCAGCCGACAGCACGCAUGCUCGUGGCCACAACUGUUCCUCUGCCUGGGGUUGGGUUAUGAGUAGACGACGAUCAAAAAUAAGCCAGACACGGCCUACCCUGUUUUUGCCUAGAGACCAUUCAGAGUUUCCCGAUUCCCUAACAGCUGUGUCGGAUCUUUUCCAGUACGCAUUUUUUCGUCUACAAGUGUUGCUGCAUUAUUUUUAUCUCCCUUUCCUUUGCAGGCAUGUCAUUCGUCGACUUGAUUUUUUUCAGUGAAAACGGCACUGCGACUGCCAGACUUUCAAAUUCAGUGAGUCGGACCGUGGCUUGUUUGUUUCUGUUGCUGCUUUGAUUUCAUCCUCUUCACAAAUCGUGGGAUGCGUUAGCUGUGCAAAUACGGGCGAUGGGAUAAGAUGGAGGUGGGAAGAUUGUCAUUAGCCUAUGUAUAUUUGGCUGACCCAACAAGGGCUCUGAGACUUGACUAUUCGGCUAGCAGCAGAGGCAUAAGGUCAGCUUGCUAGCUGAUUUAUUACUGAUGACUUAGUUAAAUUGAUACAAAGAUCUGAUUUUCCCUCAGUAUCCGUCGGCUUCCGCAGCAUGCACUGUACCUCGCUGGACCUUUUAUAUUGCCUGAUAUUGCACACUUGAAUUUCGAAGGUUCCGAGCUUUUAUAUCAGAUUCAUUGACUUCAGCUACACCUAGGAUGCCGAACUUCUGUCCUCCAAUCAAAGUAUACCACAGGAGGCGAUAAUCUCACUGUGAACAGACCUUUUAGAUCUGCUGACCUCAGUCAGUUUCACAAAUAUCGAUUUUAGGGUUGCAAGAUAUCAUGCUAGCAGCACAGGUACUUGCUAAAAGCCCAGGCACACCUGUUUCGCCGACAUUCUGCCGCUGCGUGGCACAGCUGCGAGGGGUUCUGCUCUUCAGUGGGUCCCCCAACAUUCCCCGUCUGCUUUCUGGUAGAUAAUCCAGUUUACAAAUUGUUGCGUCUUAAUUUCCACAGAAAUUAACUACGAACUUGAAGUAGAUCAGUAGGACAACGUGCCCGUGGCUCAAUGAUAGAGUGUCAAACUCCAUGACCAAAGAUCCCGGGUUCGAAUCUCAAGUGAUCCACACUUGGGGUUGGGUAUGACUGGCUGAUGACGGCUAAUAAGCCAGAAAUGGCCAUUCCGGUCUCCCUUGUCUUUGUCGGCACCAUCUAAUCUAUGUCUACUACUAGUUGCUGUGCGACUGCCUGCGAGGGUUCUAGUAUGAGCCCCAAGACACAACGGAACGAGCAUGUUCCGUAACCUGAUCGGCGGGCGCCCACUGUCAUAAUUGAUAUUCCCGAUCACAACCGACAGGACAACGGGCCCGUGGCCCAGUGGUAGAGUUUCAAACUCCAUGACCAAAGAUCCCGGGUUCGAAUCUCAAGAUCAGUAUGCACUAAGGUCUAUAGGCUGCUAGUAUGGUAUCUUGUAUUCCUAAAAUAUACCACUAGCAGCUUAUCGGCAGUUAAUGAAUAUUACGCGGUUAUCCCGCCGUGGCUGAUGGACUUCAGCCCAAAUAUUCCUUCAUCAAAUUUCUGUCUGCGCCUACAGACCUUAGUUUAUACUGAUCCACUCCAAGUUCGCAGUUAAUUUCUGGGCCAAUUAAAAAGCAACAAAUAUUAAUUCGUUGUUGAUUUACUAGGGUAGCCUUUCCCUGCAUCUCGGUAAUCCGCAAGAAAUCGGAGGAAUUAGUUACUUCAACGACCUUGACAAUGCUCGUUUUUCGUGCACACAGCAACUAAGAAAUUGCCUCCGGUAAACGCAGCCUGUCAGGUUUCGGCUGACAUUCAGAAAAGCAUAGAAAAUCGUCGAGAUAUUAUCAAUGUACUCAAAUUUCGGGUGUUCAAUGCCCUCUUGUGGGCUGUGUUUCUGCUCGUGUGUCGAUAUGCAAUGAAGACUAGAGAACGGGGACAUUGCUUAUCUACGAGCCCUGAUGACGCUAACUCAGAAGCACUCCACUCAUUUAACACCCAUAUACUCCCGAAGAACAAGGUUCUUUGCCUCCACGAAAAAUAUCGCGGGUUAUUGGAGCACCACAGUUGAGGUGGCAGUCGAAUGAUUUCAUUGGCACCUCUAGAUCGGUAGCCGCAUCGCCAGCCGACACGAUAUUGAUGCGGCCAACCGGCAAGAUAGUUGACUGUCAUCCGUCAGUAUCUUGAAAAUAUUUUGCGCUCCAUGGCCAACAAGAACUGAACUAAUCGUUUAAUGUUAAAUUGGGAUUGGCGAGAGAGAGAGAGAGGUUGGUAACAGUCGUGGACACAACACGUGCAGCUAGUGAGCGACAGCCCUUUUCUCCUACAUCUACAGCUGUUGGUUCAACGGAUGAAAGGGCACCUGUCAGAAGGGUUGUUUGUUUGAAACGCCUAGCCCAGCAGUUACUAUUGUGGUCGCAGAAGUUGACUUGACCUUUUCUGUCUUCAGCUACUAGGAAACACAAGUUUUUUUUCGGGCGACAUACUAUGUGGAGCGCAUGUGAAAAUCGUCUCGAGUACAAAUGCGCAACGAUCGCGUUACGGCAAUCACUCCCUCCGUUGUGUCCUGGGGCUCUUUCUCGAGUCCCGCCAUCAGCCACGCAACGAAGCGUAAUGUAAGCAGAAUCGCAUUACUGACGAGGACGAAAGAGACUGGGAUGACCGUCUCUAACUUGUCAGCCGUCACCAGCCAGCCGUACACAAUCCCGAGGCUCUAACUCGCGACCUGUUGGCUAGAAGUCCAGCACUCUAACCACACCCCGGGGUCGGGUAUGGCUGGCUGAUGACGGCUGACAAGUCAGAGAUAGUCAUCCCAGUCUUCCUCGUCCUCGUCGGUAGUGCCAUUCCACCUACUAACCAACCGAAACCCGCCAACUCCUAAGUUCGCGAGUCGCUGCCGCAUCUCCAGCAUUCCGAGCUGAUUUUGCGGUUCGAUACCACUAGGCUUACUUUUAAGUGGAACCAACUUUUUGCCGUUUAAUGGACAGUGGAAUGCCCGUCACAUUUGCUUCAUUGACGCCAGGUCUGAGGUGUGAACUGCCAGCUCUUCGGCUUCUGGCCCAAGAGGAGGAGUCGGCGACUGGGGCUCAUUGUCGUUGACCGCCCUUUCCCCAGACUCUUCGCCACUGUUUGACUAGGAACACUGAUUGGUUGUUCACGGUCUAAAUGAGCACAGGACUGGGUCCAGUUGCCGGUCCCUCCAUCUGUCAACUCUGAUGAUGGUGAGAAAGGUGGCAAUAUAUGCGGAUACCGACUUCACAAAGAAACAAACGCAAGCAGUGCUGCGGUCCCGAUGGACUCGAUGCACAAGUCCGUCACGUCUAGAGAGCCUCUAGGGCCUUCUGCUCCUCGGUUUUCCGACCUACUUCCGAUUCAAUUGAAAGUCAGACUCGGCGAUGAUAUCUCGCCCCUGUCAUUCCGUCUGGCUCAAACUCGUGGGCUCGUCCAGCUCAAUCUUCACCGACAGUGCCAUACCACGUACUUCCAUCCGCAAGUCACACCUGGUUCUUAGCCAUUCCCCAGCCGACCUAUCCCCUAAAAUCGUUAUAGCCUCACGACUAAUAAACCGAUGGAGCACAGUGGCUGUUGCACUUUAACGCGUCCAGCACCGGGGGCUGGCAUGAGGUCCGUUUUGAUCUUGACCUCUGCCUCAGACGCUCCUUCGUUUUUGCGCAUUUCUCAUGGCCGUUCGUCUGCCUUACCUUCCUUUACUUGUAUUUUAGUUUCUACCGGAUCACCAACCAUCAAUAAUUGACUUAAUGGACACCCUCAUGUUCUCCCCCUUCUACCUAUUUCGUGUUUGGCGGAAAGAGCAGAAAUUGGUCAUCAGACUGCAUGAGGCCUUUGUAGACAAUUGGGUAAGUGGGCCUUCCUUCCACCCAUCCUCAUACUCUUCUGAUAUUUAAUUUAACGCCUUGUCAUUUGUUGUUUUAGGACCUACCUUCAAUGCGGGCCGAGGUGCAUCUCACGGCUGACCACCUCCACUGGUACUCCUCGCGGCUGGUUGUCCAUGCCGUCUUCAAUCCGCUGACUAAAAUCCUAAACAGUCAUACCUGGGUGUUUUGCUUAGUCUUCAUGCUGGCGGAGAUGCUCCUCUUCAACCUCCUCCUCUUCUGCUUCCUCGUGAUUCGCUAUCAUAAAACUGUGUUUGUCGCCUGCGUUGCCUUUCUUUCCAAGCUUGUGCCCGGUGGCACUGGUCCAGGUCCGCACAGAGCCAGUGUCUCCACGCAGACAACAGAAACUGAAAAGGAGGACCAAGAAGACCACGACGAAUUGCCCGAGAGCGUCGGUGAGCCUCAUGCGGCCCUAACUCUAUCGACAACCCCUGCGACACAGCGAGCAGACGAUGAUGAUUCUCCGGUUCUAAUCUUGGGAACCGACUCCUCCUCCGAUUCCUUUUAA
Molecule: messenger RNA, 11680 nt
Organism: Spirometra erinaceieuropaei
Lineage: Eukaryota; Metazoa; Platyhelminthes; Cestoda; Diphyllobothriidea; Diphyllobothriidae
Source: the annotation of a GenBank genome assembly